ACCUCAUAUUUCGCUUUGAUCAAAUUUCUUUUUGUAAAAAAGCACAUUCGCCGAUUAUUAUUUUGAAGUUUUUAAUCGAUUAUGCUUCGAUAGUUAGGUUCAGUUUGGUAGAACUCUAAAGUCUUACAUUAAUCAUUGUAUAAAGAGCUGCAGCAACUACACUUAUCAUCAUGAUAGAAGUCAUCGAUGACGAUGGUCUACGACAUUUGGACUUGACAGUAGAGUUCAGUGGUGAUGAGGAUUAUCAUUCAACGGAAGUUUUUUGUACAACUGUUACUAUUGUUCCAUCUCCUGUUGAAAACAAUUAUGGUAGUUCAAAAGUAAAACUUAAGAACAUUGUAGACUUUUCAUGGGAACCACAUUUUUAUACCGGUCAACUUCUGGCAGUUCAUAUGUCUGGAAAAUAUCUUGCUUAUGGUAUUAAAGCUGGUAGUGGUGCAGGAGUUGUCAGAGUAGUCUACAAAGAUUCAGAACAACGUGCUCUCCUUCGAGGAAUGCGAGGAACGAUUCAAGAUCUAGCCUUCGCCCAUGUUUCUAAUGUUAUUCUAGCUUGUAUUGACUAUACUGGUAGCUUUUUCGUUCAUACAAUAGUGUCCACGACCACUCAGUUAGUCUGUAACCUUUUACUUUUCAUCAAUUCUGAAGAUGUUUCUCCUUGUAGUCAUCGUGUUAUCUGGUGUCCAUAUCUUCCUGAUGAGGAUGCAUCUGAUGGCGGAGAAGAUGUUUCGAAACUUUUAAUGGUUACUAGAGAUUCAACUGCUGAGCUUUGGUCGGUUGACAAUGUCUGGACUCAGUUUGGCUCAGGUCCUUUGUCAUUAAAUGACUCAAACGUUAAAAGUUGUGGAGGAUUUAUGGAAAUUUGCAAGCACGAAUCUACAAUCGUUGAAGCUAUUUUAAGUCCUGAUGGAACUGCUAUUGCAACGGCCAGUCUUGAUGGAGAAGUUAAUUUUUUCCAAAUUAAUUUUUAUGGUAGUACACUACAGGAGGCUCGUUGUCUCCGUAAAUGGAAACCACAUGAUGGAAGACCAGUGUCAUCUCUUUUUUUCUUAGAUGAUCAUAAAAACUAUAACCCGGAUGCUCAAUUCUGGCGAUUUGCAAUCACAGGUUGUGAUAAUAAUACAGAAUUGAAAGUUUGGUCUUGUAAACAAUGGAAAUGUUUGCAAACCAUUCACUUCAAAUCACCACCUAAUGGUAAAACUCCGGUAUUUAAAGCAGGCCUGGAUUUGUCAGCAGGAUUCUUAUUGCUGUCUGAUAUUUGCAAUAAAGGACUUUAUAUUCUGAGUCUUGUGAAAGAUCCAAAUGACGAAAAAGCUUGUAUAUCAACAAUAUCAGAAUUUAGACUACCAUACCCAAUUCUCAGUUUUGGAAUCGUUGAUGCAGGAAUUCGAAAAAUACGUCCAACUAGUGAAUCUCUUGAAGAUUUAUGUCCAUGUGAGGAUGAGAGUGAAGAUCACUUGGUAAUCCGCAUGUAUUUAGUUCAGCCAAAAUCACUUCAAGAAUGUCAUAUUGCUUUUAAACCAGUCCGUAUAGUUCCCAGUACUUGUAAGAUGGAUACUCUCACUCAUGAUUCUCUUGACUAUAUUGAAGAUCUAUUGCUUCUUCAACGUGAACAAAAUAAUAUGGCUGAAGAAAAUGGAGAGACAACAGUAGCAGCAGCAAUAGAAUCAGCUACUAAUCAUAAUACAGGUAUCAAUUUAAUGACUCCCGAUGCUUUUAGUUCACCUACAAAGAAAGAGAAUAAUUUAUCAGAAUCAACAAGUCCAGAAUUGGGUGAUUUAUUAUCAGCAAGUCCUUCACUAGCUCAAGUAGUUCAUGCUUUGAACUCAUCUGAUGCUCCUCUCGCAACUAGUGAGCAAGCUCCGCAAAGUGGAGGAAGUAGCCCUUCAAGAGAGGUACGAGAAAUAUUGUCUUUGGCUGAACCUGAAGAAGAUGAAAAAGACGAAGAUUCAAAAACUUUGGAAAUUAAUAAUAAAAAAGAUGAAAACUGGUCAAAUAUUCCGAUGGCAUUUUUGAGUACAGUUCAUGUAGAUUCCGAUGAACUUUCAAAUGAUAGUCAAAGACCAAAAAAUGAAGCAUUGAAACAAAGAAAAACUUGGCUAGCAACGGAGAACGCUGUUAAUUCUUUGGCAACAAAAUUAGACGGACUUUUGCAGAUAAUUGGAGAACAAAGACAGGAUUUGAAGGAAUUGAGGAGUGAAGUUUCGAAGCUACGACAAGAGAAUUCAGUACUAUCAAGGGUGGAAAGUCCAUUUGGAGGAAUAACUCAACAACAAUUAACUGCAAUAGAACAGAGUAUUUAUAAUAAAUUAGCUAGACAAAGUGGAUUUAUGACUGAAAUUGAAGUAGCGGUUAAAGAGACAGUCCAAUCGACACUGCCUAAGAUAGUUAAAGAUGUAAUUGAUCCUUUGAAAAUCCAGGCUAAGACUGAUAUGAAGAGAAUCGAUGAUCUCUUAAACGAGAAUUUAACACAACUUGUCGGUGGCAAUCAAAUGAGAGACAUAGUGACAUUAGCAGUAGUAAAUGCUGCUAAACCUGUUUUAGAUAGUGCUUUUAAGGAAGCCUUUGCUAAUGAUCUUCUGCCAGGUAUCGAAAAAGCUUGCGAAACAAUGUUUAGACAAAUUCAAGAAGUAUUCGUUAGAGGUUCAAAAGAUUACUUACAAAAUAUUGAAAACUUCCUUGAUGAAGCUUGCCAAAAGAAAAAUGAGCAGCUAACUGAAAAUCUUUCUCGAUUGGUGCGUGAAGAACUACAAAAUGAAAUGGCCAGAGGACUCAAUAGUCUUCAAGAUGGAAUAGUGAAAACUGUUAAAGAAUCCAUCAGAGACAAUUUUGGUCAAAAUUUUAUUGAUAUUCAAGCUAGAUCUCGUGCUACGACUCCUGGUAUAUCUAUUCCAUCACCUGUUGAUGCUCAAGCAAGAGUUUUAACAUUGCUACAUAAAGGACAAUAUAACACUGCUUUCCAACAAGCACUAAGUGCCAGUGAUCUUGGUUUAGUGGUAUUAGUUUGUGAAAAAAUAGAACCUGCUAAAGUCUUUGCUUCAAGCUCAGGCAGUCAAGGCUCUGGAUCACGAUGUAUUCUUCAACAACCUGUGAUAUUGUCUUUGGUUCAACAGCUUUCUGCUGAUCUUACUCAUCGUACUGAACUCAAGCAUAAAUGGUUAGAAGAAGCUAUUUGGAGUUUAGAUCCUACUGAUCCAGUCACUCGUGAACAUAUGGGUGCUGUUCUAAUAACCUUGCAGACUCAAUUGAGUUCAUUCAUCAAUUCUAAUCCCAAUCAUCGAUUAACAAGACGUAUGAAAAUGUUGUCUAUGGCUGCACGGUCACUUCUUUAUCAACAUCCUUAAAUUGACAAGUGAAAUAAGACUGUUCUUUGAACUGUGUAUCUUUGUGUAUUUGUCAAUCGUUAACUUUGUCAUCCAAUUAGGCCAAUACUCCUGUUACUUCCCUAGAUAUUUAAAUUGAAGAUUCAGAACUAAACAAAUUAUUAAUAGUUUAACUUAAGAAUUUUUAUAAAAAUGUGGAGUGGAAAAUUGAUAGCAAUUUUUACUUAUCUUUAGGUACAUAGAUUUUAAAUCAGAAUGGUUCCUACGUUGAAGUUUUUAAAAAUAAUUCAACGUGAAUAUCAAGAAAAAGUACUUUGAAGAUAAUUUUUUAUUCACUACAAAAAAU
This is a messenger RNA of Chelonus insularis, 3666 nucleotides long. RefSeq names its product Enhancer of mRNA-decapping protein 4 homolog Ge-1 (gene Ge-1). The record is from RefSeq and is a predicted model, not a curated record. Gene Ontology annotation, biological process: deadenylation-independent decapping of nuclear-transcribed mRNA. The transcript is spliced from 3 exons. The coding region runs from base 171 to 3341 and encodes 1056 amino acids. Lineage: Eukaryota; Metazoa; Arthropoda; Insecta; Hymenoptera; Braconidae. Gene Ontology annotation, molecular function: protein binding. Gene Ontology annotation, cellular component: P-body.